GCCAUGGGCUCGCGCGGCUCCCACGCCACGGUCAUUCCCGACGGGGACAGCAUCCGGCGAGAGACGGGCUUCUCGCAGGCCAGUUUGCUCCGCCUGUACCACCGAUUCCGCGCCCUGGACAGGAACAAGAAAGGCUACCUGAGCCGCAUGGACCUCCAGCAGAUCGGGGCGCUGGCCGUGAACCCCCUGGGAGACCGUAUAAUUGACAGCUUCUUCCCGGAUGGGAAUCAGCGAGUGGACUUUUCAGGCUUCGUCAGGGUCCUGGCGCAUUUUCGGCCCAUAGAUGAAGAGGAAGCAGGAAUCCGAGACCCCAAGCAACCCGAACCCCUUAACAGCAGAAUGAACAAACUUCGCUUCGCAUUUCAGCUGUAUGACCUGGACAGAGAUGGGAAGAUCUCCAGGCACGAGAUGCUACAGGUGCUGCGGCUGAUGGUCGGGGUCCAGGUGACAGAGGAGCAGCUGGAGAGUAUCGCCGAUCGCACAGUGCAGGAGGCUGACGAAGACGGGGACGGGGCCGUGUCCUUCCUGGAGUUCACCAAGUCCCUAGAGAAGAUGAACAUUGAGCAAAAAAUGAGCAUUCGGAUCCUCAAGUGA
Lepus europaeus (European hare) is the source of this 594-nucleotide messenger RNA. RefSeq names its product calcineurin like EF-hand protein 2 (gene CHP2). The transcript has 7 exons. Gene Ontology annotation, molecular function: calcium ion binding. The record is from RefSeq and is a predicted model, not a curated record. The coding region runs from base 4 to 594 and encodes 196 amino acids. Lineage: Eukaryota; Metazoa; Chordata; Mammalia; Lagomorpha; Leporidae.